AUGGGGUUGCCGGCACUGUCCAUGAAGUCGGCUCUCACCAGAUUCAAGAAGGGAGACCGCGUUGUGUCCGAUACACCUGUUUACCAGGUCAAACAAUCUAAGUACGGAGGCUGGCAGAAAUUCGUCGUGAGCAGAGAAGCUACCACCGCUAAGAUACCAACAAGCACAACUUUCGAGGACGCUGCUGCGAUACCUUUCUCACUCUUAACAGCUGUUGCAGCCUUACACUUACACUUGGGAAUGAAUAAACCUGGAACAAAGUGCAGUGGAAAAGUACUAAUCUGGAGCGCAAGCGGAUCCGUGGGGGGUUACGCUGUUCAGUAUGCUGCUGGCCUUGGCUAUGAAGUCGUGGCAACCGCUUCCCCGCGAAAGUUUGAAUAUGUUCGUGGCCUCGGGGCCUCUGCGGUUUAUGACUACAAGGACGAUGAAAUAGUUUCUAAGCUGAAGAACCUCGGUCCCUAUGACUUUAUCAUGACAGCGUCAGGGGAUGCGAUAGGUGCAAGCGCUUUGAGCGAGGUCCUACAACCUGGAGGCGGCACAUUUGCUUCUGUCCGACCGCAAAGUGAUGAAAUGCAUCUUGCCGGAAAUGUCCACCUGGUCUACGACUUUUUCAGCAUGACCACCCAGAAGCCGGAAAAUACAGCUUUUACGGAAUGGUGGUAUCGUGACUACCUCCCCGGAGCUUUGGGCGGGAACGUGACCCCCACGCCCUUGGAAAAGCGACCUGGUGGCUUAAACAAAAUCCAGGAAGCUUGUGCCGACGUUUUAGAAGGGCGAGCCUCGAAGAAACUAGUGUUGGACCCCCAAGCAGAUGUAUUUGAAUAG
This is a messenger RNA of Aspergillus oryzae RIB40, 825 nucleotides long. Its product is annotated as zinc-binding alcohol dehydrogenase family protein. Lineage: Eukaryota; Fungi; Ascomycota; Eurotiomycetes; Eurotiales; Aspergillaceae. The record is from RefSeq and is a predicted model, not a curated record. Gene Ontology annotation, molecular function: oxidoreductase activity, acting on NAD(P)H.